GCAUUCCCUCCACUGUUUGCACACACACACACACACACACACACACCUCAGGUAAUUUCCUGGUUUCUUGUGGGCGGGAGACUCAGCUGUCUAUGCUUCACACUCAGUUUCCUGAAGGGCAGGUCGACAGGAGGAACAUAAGACACCUGCAGCUGUCGCACUCUUCUUCACUUCAGCUGAAGACUGUGUGUGUGUGUGUGUUUGUGUGUGGUGUCGUGUGUGUGGUACAGAAGACAGUGUGUGGAGUAGUGAGGUCCACUGUGUAACCAUUGGACACAACCAUUGCUGUGAAUUCACGUGAACUCCCUUUAGAGUGAUGUUGUAUACGGAGCUGAUCCGGCUGUGGGAUGAGGCGGUGCAGGCGGUGGAUAACCGGGACUGGCAGAACGCUCUGGCCAAACUGGGUCAGAUCUCUGACCCCACGUCCCGCACCCUGUUCGUCUCCUCCGCCGCCCACCUGGCCCUGGGUCAACUCGACCUGGCCGUGAAGGAUCUUGAUCGGGUUAUUGCUAAAGAUGAGAGACUGGCGGUGGGCUUCUUCCAGAGGGCUGCUGUGCACAUGAUGGCAAACAGGUUGGAGGAGGCUUUGGGUGACUGUAUUUGGGCUCAGAAACACAUGAGGGAAAAUGCUGUAAUUGAUUAUAAACAGCUGGGGCUGCGCUAUAAACUCUACAGCUGGCAGGUCCUGUAUAAUGCAGCAGCGGUGCACUGUAGAAUGGAUCAGUGGGAGAAGGCUGGAGAGAUCCUGAUGGCAGCCUCUAAGGAGAAAGGGGCGCGGGGGGCUCCAAUGGACCAGGCAAUGGAGAGCAUAUCUAGAAGAGAGGUGAUUGCUCCUCUCUUCGUCCCUGAGGGAGUAGUGUUCCGCCCCAGAAAACAGGACGUGGAGGCGCUUCGGCCCAGAGACUUUCUGGGCAAACCAGAGGUCAUCAUUUCCAACAUCCCAGACGAUGAUUUCGGAGGCUUUGAACCUCUCAGGCCGCAGAAACCUGGAUUCUAUGAACCAAAGGUAGAUGAAGGCCAAGACUCACGCUACAUGUGUGUGAAGAGUGCCUACAUGGGCAAAGGUCCAGGAGAGCUGACCGUUCCCACCGGAGCUCAGGUUUUCGUCUUCAGCCAAGACGACCGUGAAGGCAUGGCCACGGUCAUCUACGACGGACAGCGAGGCCUGCUUCCCAGCUUCCUGCUGGAACCGCCGCCAAAAAAGACCAAAGGCAAGAAGAAGAAAGACAGCGUGCCCAGUGGGAUCCCACUGCCGCCCAGCCUGAAGCCGCCUACUCGCCCGCAGGUUGCUGUUUCUCCUCCCCCAGAGUUGCCUACCUCUUCUACCAGUGUUCCCAACAACAGCACUCCUCUACAGGAAAGCAGCAGCCCAGUCCAAAGCUCCACACCUCCACAGCAGGCUGAGGGAGCGGACUCUGUCGUAGUUAAAGUGCACUACAGAUACACCGUGGCUCUCAGCGUCCCACUAGACACGCCGUAUCAGGAGCUGCGAGAGAGGCUCGCUCAGAAAUUAGGACAUCCUGCUGCACUCAUUCGCCUUAGACACAAGCAGCACGGCUCCUCGCUGCUGAAGCCUCUGGAGAUGGAGGGAGGGCUGUGUGACCUGGCUGAUGUGGCCGAGUCGGGCCGGGCCACUCUGUACUGUCAGGCUGAGAAUCCCCUUGCCAACAGGACUGUUCUCUACCAGAUGGUGGCACUGUAUGACUACGCUGCACAGGGGCCUGAAGACCUGGAGUUUAGUGAAGGAGACACCAUCGACAUCCUGGGUGAAGUGAAUGAAGAAUGGCUGGAGGGACACACCGCUGGAAACAUCGGAAUCUUCCCCAGAUGUUUCACCUACAGUGACUCAGAAAAAGCCACAGCUAAUGAAGCAGCAUCAUUAUAGAACUUUAAUAACUGAACUGUGGCUCUAAAAAGGUUUUUGGUUUGUUUUUCCAAGCCAUUAUAUUUUACAGUAUAUUUAUUACUAAUAAGUUUCUGUAUCAUCCGUACCUUAUUGUUUACUGACCUGUUUUUGUUCAGAAUCAUAUUGAUUGUUUACUUUGUGUAUAAUGUUGCAUUCCAUUUUAUUUUAGACGUCAAAAUUUUCUAGUUCCACUUUCUAUUUAGUUUAUUAGCGCUUAUCUAUUAGUGUCUCAUUAAAUCAGUUGUACACAUUCAGUAGUACUGUCCAACUUCUCUCUGUGGACAGAUAGAACUGGACCCAAUUUUAGUGAUCUAUAGGUGAGCUGUUAACCGUUCACCAUUGCAACUUGAUUUAGGGAGUGUCAGUGUGUCUUUGCUAUCGUAACGAUGGGAAAAGUAUACCUUGAGUGGCUCAAAACAUGCAAAAGGCAUGUACUAAUUCUCUUAAUUUAUCAUGAGUGUGUUUGGACAAUCAGCAUGUCACUUGCCUCUCAUUCCCUUUAAAAGGCAGGAGCGCUCUGACAUUGGCUGAUUGGUAUUUUAACUGCGCAGUGCUUCUGCACUUCUCAGCAGAGGUGCAUGAGCCGGUCAUUUACGGGAAGAGCAAUGUUAUUCUGUUUAUUUUCGAUGUAAAAGUUGUGUUUGGGCACUGCUGCGUGUUCAUGUGUGCAUAACAAACAGUAGUUUAAGGUCUGUACUGCCAAGAUAGCAAUGAACACCUGACUGUUGAUUGUUGUAUAGGUUGUAUUCAGUCAAUGGAGCACCAGUGUUUUCAGUUGCCAAGAUACAAGCAAUAGGCCAGAAAUUGACCUGAACACACCUCAUUUCCGGACCAUCACACCCAUCAAUGUAGAUAUAUUCACAAGCACUGCUGAUAUCUAAGCAAUGGAGUGGAGUCAGCAAAAAUCAGGGGGUUUGGUGCCCACUUGUAAUAUAUGUUAUGUGUGACAUAAUCCCAGAUAAUUCCUUACAUCUGAGAUAAAUUGAAUGCAGCUUUAUUUUUUUUUUCUAUAACUUUGUGUAAGAGCUUGUGAUCAAAAUGUCAGUGGAUGCUGAAACAGAAAUUAAAUUCAUUAAAACUGUUA
Molecule: messenger RNA, 2990 nt
Organism: Astyanax mexicanus (Mexican tetra)
Lineage: Eukaryota; Metazoa; Chordata; Actinopteri; Characiformes; Acestrorhamphidae
Gene: noxa1
Product: NADPH oxidase activator 1
Exons: 16
Coding region: 317-1885 (522 amino acids)
Biological process (GO): superoxide anion generation
Molecular function (GO): superoxide-generating NADPH oxidase activator activity; protein binding
Source: RefSeq, a predicted model, not a curated record